Molecule: messenger RNA, 827 nt
Organism: Ochotona princeps (American pika)
Lineage: Eukaryota; Metazoa; Chordata; Mammalia; Lagomorpha; Ochotonidae
Product: TBC1 domain family member 26-like
Exons: 10
Coding region: 63-827 (254 amino acids)
Source: RefSeq, a predicted model, not a curated record
CUGGUGACUAGUGAACUGUGUAGCUGUGCGAAGUGAGAGUAGGAGACCCAUUUGGAAGACGAAUGGAUUCUCAAUGGAGAUUCAACGGGACCGCCCUGAGGACCCUGAUGGCCCAGGAGAGAGCCCAGUUGAUGGCCAAGGAGAGAGCUCAGAUAUUCUCCCUGUAUGAACAGGGACCCCGCAAAAGGCUCUUUGUUGAUAUUGGUGAUGAGAACAAAGACAAUGAUGAGUUCAUCUCAGACAGGUUUGGCUUCUUGCGGGAGAAGCCACAGCCCCGGGACAGUGCCCUGGGGACUAAGCAAAGACGGACAGAGUCCCGGAGACUCCGAAAGUGGGUCAAAAUGUUGAAUAAUUAUAGCAAGUAUUACGGCAGUAAGAAGUUCCAGCAAAGAUGCUUCAAGGGAAUCCCCAGCGAGGUGCGGGGCAAAGUAUGGAAGCUAAUGCUGUCUGUGGACAUCAAGAAGGCACAGAACCCGGGCACAUUCGAGGUGCUGAAGGAGCAGGCCCGGCUGCACUGUGAUCAAGUCCAUGAGAUCGACACUGCAGUGCACUGGACAUUCAGAAAUCACCUGAUAUUCCGAGAAAGAUAUGGAAUGAAGCAACGGGCCUUAUUUGAUGUGCUGGUAGCCUAUGCCAUGUACAACCCCGAGGUGGGCUAUGGCCAGGGCCUGAGCCACAUAGCGGCACUGUUGCUUAUGUGGUUGAGUGAGGAAGAUGCAUUUUGGGCUUUGGUCCAGCUCAUGGAGAAUUUUGGAGGUGCGGAGUUCUGUGCGAGUAGCUUGAAUCAUGGAGCUCAAACAUCUGAAGAUGACUGGGCCAAAAAAUAA